CGCGGGGCCCGCCCCUCCCCCGCCCCACCUCGGGCGGGGGCGCGCUGAGAAGCGGUGACGUCAAGGGGCGCGGGGUGGCAGCACCUCCCCGCGCGCUAGUUAAAAAGAAGAAGAAAAGAGGGAGCGAAACAUGAGAGGCUGUGUGAGGAGCUGCAGCCGCCGGCAGAGGAGACCUCAGCAUCAUCUAGAGCCCAGCGCUGCCCCUGCCUCCGCCUGCCCCGCCACCGCCGCCGUUUCUGUUCCUGCUACUGUCUCACCCAAACAACUCCCCGUUACAUGGACAAGUGAACUUCUGUGGCCGUUUUCUCCUCCUCUUCUUCCUCCUCCUCUUCCAACUCCUUCUCCUCCUCUCACUUCCCAGCUGCAGCAGAAAGCCCCUAACCCAACUGACACUGGCACAACUGCAAACUGUGUCAUCUGCACAACUUUAUCUCGCUCCCCCGGCUCUCUUAAGGCAUUGGACCCAUCGCCUCGCCUUUUACUUUUCGCAAAGUUACAUCUCUCUACAUAUUUUCACCCCGGCCACCUCCCUCUGCCUUUCGAGUGCCCUGCCUCCCCGCAGCCUCCUCCCGGAGCUGCGCCCCAGUGCCCUUGCUGGGCAGUGGCAUUACCCCCCCUCCUCGCGCGCCCUGCCCCUGCCGCUCGGGGCAGACGAUGCUGAAGAUGCUCUCCUUCAAGCUGCUGCUGCUGGCCAUGGCUCUGGGCUUCUUUGAAGGAGAUGCUAAGUUUGGGGAAAUAAGCGAAGGGAGCGGAGCGAGGAGGAGAAGGUGCUUGAAUGGGAACCCCCCGAAGCGCCUGAAAAGGAGAGACAGGCGGAUGAUGCCCCAACUGGAUCUACUGAGUGGGGGAGAGAUGCUGUGUGGUGGCUUCUAUCCUCGGCUGUCCUGCUGCCUGCGGAGUGACAGCCCGGGGCUGGGGCGCGUUGAUAACAAGAUAUUUUCUGUUACCAACAACACAGAAUGCAGGAAGUUACUGGAAGAAAUCAAAUGUGCGCAUUGCUCUCCACAUUCUCAGAACCUGUUCCACUCACCUGAGAGAGAAGUCUUGGAAAGAGACCUAGUACUUCCCCUGCUUUGCAAAGACUAUUGCAAAGAAUUUUUUUAUACUUGCCGAGGCCACAUCCCAGGUUUCCUUCAAACUACUGCUGAUGAAUUUUGCUUUUACUAUGCAAGAAAAGAUGGUGGGUUGUGCUUUCCAGAUUUCCCAAGAAAACAAGUCAGAGGACCAGCAUCUAAUUACUUGGACCAGAUGGAAGAAUAUGACAAAGUGGAAGAAAUCAGCAGAAAGCACAAACACAACUGCUUCUGUAUUCAGGAGGUUGUGAGUGGACUGCGGCAGCCUGUUGGCGCCCUGCAUAGUGGGGAUGGCUCGCACCGUCUCUUCAUUCUGGAAAAAGAAGGCUAUGUCAAGAUACUUACCCCUGAAGGAGAAAUUUUCAAGGAGCCUUAUUUGGACAUUCACAAACUUGUUCAAAGUGGAAUAAAGGGAGGAGAUGAAAGAGGACUGCUAAGCCUUGCAUUCCAUCCCAAUUACAAGAAAAAUGGAAAGCUGUAUGUGUCUUAUACCACCAACCAAGAACGGUGGGCCAUCGGGCCCCAUGACCACAUUCUUAGGGUUGUCGAAUACACAGUAUCCAGAAAAAACCCACAUCAAGUUGAUUUGAGAACAGCCAGAGUGUUUCUUGAAGUCGCAGAACUUCACCGAAAGCACCUGGGAGGACAAUUGCUCUUUGGCCCCGAUGGCUUUUUGUACAUCAUUCUCGGAGAUGGAAUGAUCACACUGGAUGACAUGGAAGAAAUGGAUGGGUUAAGUGACUUCACGGGCUCUGUGCUACGGCUGGAUGUGGACACAGACAUGUGCAGUGUGCCUUAUUCCAUACCAAGGAGCAACCCGCACUUCAACAGCACCAACCAGCCCCCAGAAGUGUUUGCCCACGGGCUCCACGAUCCAGGCAGAUGUGCAGUGGAUCGUCAUCCCACAGAUAUAAACAUCAACUUAACAAUACUUUGUUCAGACUCCAAUGGAAAAAACAGAUCAUCAGCCAGAAUCCUGCAGAUAAUAAAGGGGAAAGAUUAUGAAAGUGAGCCAUCACUUUUAGAAUUUAAGCCAUUCAGUAAUGGUCCUUUGGUUGGUGGAUUUGUUUACCGAGGGUGCCAGUCCGAGAGACUGUAUGGAAGCUACGUGUUUGGAGACCGCAAUGGGAAUUUCUUAACUCUCCAGCAAAGUCCAGGGACCAAGCAGUGGCAAGAAAAACCACUCUGUCUCGGCAACGGUGGUUCGUGUAGAGGCUACUUUUCGGGUCACAUUUUGGGAUUUGGAGAGGAUGAAUUAGGUGAAGUUUACAUUUUAUCAAGUAGUAAAAGUAUGACCCAGACUCACAAUGGAAAACUCUACAAAAUUGUAGAUCCCAAAAGACCUUUAAUGCCCGAGGAAUGCAGAGCCACGGUUCAUUCUGCGCAGACGCUGACGUCGGAGUGCUCCCGGCUCUGUCGAAACGGCUACUGCACCCCCACGGGAAAGUGCUGCUGCAGCCCAGGCUGGGAGGGAGACUUCUGCAGAAUCGCAAAAUGUGAGCCUGCCUGUCGUCAUGGAGGUGUCUGUGUUAGGCCGAACAAGUGCCUCUGUAAAAAAGGAUAUUUUGGCCCUCAGUGUGAACAAGUGGACAGAAACAUCCGCAGAGUGACCAGGGCAGGUAUUCUUGAUCAGAUCAUUGACAUGACAUCUUAUUUGCUGGAUCUAACAAGUUACAUUGUAUAGUUUCUGGGACUGUUUGAAUAUUCCUUUCCAAUGGGCAUUUCUUUUUGAUCUUGUUCAUUAAAAAGAAAGACUGUUAUCCUGCUA
This is a messenger RNA of Trichechus manatus latirostris (Florida manatee), 2841 nucleotides long. RefSeq names its product hedgehog interacting protein (gene HHIP). NCBI's taxonomy places the organism in Eukaryota, Metazoa, Chordata, Mammalia, Sirenia, Trichechidae. The record is from RefSeq and is a predicted model, not a curated record. The transcript is spliced from 13 exons. Bases 655 to 2757 code for a protein of 700 amino acids.